Laccaria bicolor S238N-H82 is the source of this 1113-nucleotide messenger RNA. RefSeq lists its product as uncharacterized. Gene Ontology annotation, biological process: mRNA processing. The record is from RefSeq and is a predicted model, not a curated record. The annotation marks the transcript as partial. The transcript is spliced from 4 exons. Gene Ontology annotation, cellular component: nucleus; U2AF complex; nuclear speck. Lineage: Eukaryota; Fungi; Basidiomycota; Agaricomycetes; Agaricales; Hydnangiaceae. Gene Ontology annotation, molecular function: pre-mRNA 3'-splice site binding; poly-pyrimidine tract binding.
GGAAUUGCAGGUCUUCCUCCCCCGAUGCCCGUCCAGAGUUUCGGCAUGGGAAUUGGCGGAAAUCCUAAUCUGUCACGCCAGUCUCGUCGGCUCUACAUCGGCAGCAUUACGCCGGAAGUCAACGAACAAAAUCUUGCCGACUUCUUCAAUUCUAAAAUGAUUGAGAUGAGCAUCGGCACCGGCGGGCCUGGCAAUCCUGUCUUGGCUGUUCAGUGCAACUACGAAAAGAACUACGCUUUUGUUGAGUUCCGCAGCGCAGAAGAUGCAACGGCUGCCAUGGCCUUCGACGGCAUCAUCUUCAUCAAUGGGCCUCUCAAAAUUCGUCGACCGAAGGACUAUGGUGGAAUGGAAAUAGCCUCUCCUGGCGUCCAUGUACCAGGUGUUGUUUCCACUAAUGUUCCUGAUUCCAUCAACAAGAUUUUCGUCGGCGGGCUCCCGACAUACCUCAACGAAGAGCAGGUGAUGGAGUUACUCAAGAGUUUCGGAGAUCUCAAAGCUUUCAAUUUAGUCAGAGAAAACGGAAACGGUCCCUCGAAAGGCUUCGCUUUCUUCGAAUAUGUCGACGUGGGUGUCACUGACGUCGCCAUUCAAAGCCUCAAUGGCAUGGAGCUGGGAGAUCGUUACCUCGUCGUGCAACGCGCAUCUGUCGGGGCCAAACCUGGAACUCCCGGAAUGAUUCCCAAUCUACCAUACGAUCAGUUCCCCGAAAUCCCUCGACCCAUCAUGCCUGCUGGAAAGGACCCAGCAACUGACUCGCGUAUCUUGUUGAUGUUAAAUAUGGUCACACCCGACGACUUGACCGAUGAUCAAGAAUAUGGCGACUUGUACGAAGACGUAAAAGAGGAGUGCUCCAAUUAUGGUGCGGUGGAAGAUCUGAGGAUUCCCCGACCAGAUGCCGUCCGUCUCGAUGAGGCUUCUGGCGUUGGGCGCGUCUACGUUAAAUACAAGGACUCCGAGAGCGCGACCGCAGCUUUGAAUAAUUUGGCUGGACGGUCGUUUGCUGGUCGCUCUAUUAUCGCCACUCUUCUCAGCGAAGAUAGUCAGACGACCCCUCCUUUGAACAUUAUUUUCGCCCCUCAGCCCGAUGCUCCUCCCCCUCUGCCUACUUCAUAA